This is a messenger RNA of Striga hermonthica, 483 nucleotides long. NCBI's taxonomy places the organism in Eukaryota, Viridiplantae, Streptophyta, Magnoliopsida, Lamiales, Orobanchaceae. The record is from the annotation of a GenBank genome assembly.
AUGGCAAAGGUUAUUGGUCUCGUCUUUGCCCUCUUCGUCCUGGCCUUUGCCACCAUUGCCCAAUGCCACAAACAGGAAGUGUUCACAGUCGAGGGCGAUGUUUAUUGCGACCCCUGCCGUGUUCAAUUCCAAAAUCCCCUUAGCGAGAAGCUUGCAGGGGCUGCCGUGAAGUUGGAGUGCGUGAACCUGGAGACGAAGGCGGUAACAUACAGCGUGGAAGGGGUGACGGAUGGGACUGGAAAGUAUAGCCUGAAGGUGAGUGGGGACCACGAGAAUGACUCGUGCUCCGUGAAGGCCGUGAAGAGCCCGAAGCCCGAGUGCAGCGAGCCCUUGACCGACGUGGAGCUGUCGAGGGUGGAUCUAACCGAGAACAUUGGGAUCCACUCGGACGUGCGAUUCGCCAACCCGAUUGGGUUCAUGACCAAGGACCCGCACGCUCAGUGCAUCUCUGUCCUCCAAGACAUUUUCUCUGAUCAGGACUAG